Molecule: messenger RNA, 3307 nt
Organism: Cryptococcus amylolentus CBS 6039
Lineage: Eukaryota; Fungi; Basidiomycota; Tremellomycetes; Tremellales; Cryptococcaceae
Exons: 5
Coding region: 932-3253 (773 amino acids)
Biological process (GO): RNA catabolic process; maturation of 5.8S rRNA
Cellular component (GO): nucleus
Molecular function (GO): ATP binding; RNA binding; RNA helicase activity
Source: RefSeq, a predicted model, not a curated record
CACGACACCAUGCCAGACUCGACAAAGAAGGCCACCAAGAGCAAGUCUUCGAAACAAAAUCUCAAUCCCGAGAAGAAGAAGAGGAGCAAGACCACCCCCACACCCUCUCCCCGACCCUCCAAAAGUGCCAAACUUGUGGAAAUCAACGACGAUGAUGAUCCCAUGGCCGCGCUCGAAAAUGAACAAAACGAAGAUAAGGACCCGAUGGAGGCACUAGAGGAGGAGCAAAUCGUGCCCAAAAUGGCCGAUGAGUAUGAAGUGCAGGCUGAGAGAGAGGUCGCCGCGGCAAAGGAUUCACUGGAUAGCAGCGGUGACAAGGAGCCGUUAAAACUUGUGCAUCAAGUCCGUCACCAAGUUGCCAUCCCUCCCGAUUACCCCUACGUUCCCAUCAACCAACAUAAACGUCUCGACCCUCCUGCCCGAACCUACAAGUUCGAGCUUGAUCCUUUCCAAUAUGUCUCUACUUCUUGUAUCGAACGAAACGAGUCUGUUCUGGUGUCUGCGCAUACAUCGGCUGGUAAGACCGUUGUCGCCGAAUACGCCAUCGCCACUUGCCUGCGCGAAGGCAAGCGAAUCGUCUACACAAGUCCUAUCAAGGCUCUGUCGAACCAAAAGUUUAGGGAGUUUACAGAGACAUUUGGAGAUGUCGGCCUGAUGACUGGUGAUGUGACCAUCAAGCCUGAGGCUUCGUGUCUGGUCAUGACGACGGAAAUUCUGAGGUCUAUGCUGUAUCGAGGCUCAGAGGUAAUGAGGGAAGUUGCUUGGGUUGUCUUUGAUGAAGUGCAUUACAUGCGAGACAAGGGUAUGUCUACUCCACUAAUAGAAACUACGCUCACCCUUCGCAGAGCGAGGUGUCGUCUGGGAAGAAACCAUCAUUCUCCUGCCCCACUCGGUCCGUUACGUCUUCCUCUCCGCCACCAUCCCCAACUCUAUGGAAUUUGCCGAGUGGAUCACACAAACGCACGAACAACCGUGCCACGUUGUCUAUACCGACUUCCGUCCAACCCCCUUACAGCACUACCUGUUCCCAGCUGGCUCCGAAGGGAUCUACCUCGUGGUGGACGAAAAAAGCAACUUCAGGGAUGACAACUUCCAGAAGGCGAUGGCCUCCCUCGCCCAGGGGCAGGGAGAAGAUCCUGCGGACCCCAACAGUGGGAGAAACAAGAAGGGUAAAACAAAGAAGGGUGGAGCCAUGAAGGGAGAAACAUCCGACAUUUACAAAAUUGUCACCCUUAUCAUGCGCCGCAACCUUAACCCCGUCAUCAUCUUUGCCUUCUCCAAGCGCGAAUGUGAAGACCUCGCCAUGCAGAUGCAAAAGUUCGACUUCAACACGCCGGAUGAAGCCUCCACGGUGGCGCAGGUGUUCGAGAAUGCGAUUGGGUCGCUGUCGGAGGAUGACAAGAAAUUAUCGCAGAUUGAGGGCAUCUUGCCGCUUCUCAAGAGAGGUAUUGGAAUCCACCACGGUGGUCUUUUGCCCAUUUUGAAGGAAGUCAUCGAGAUUCUCUUCCAAGAAGGUCUUAUCAAAGCCCUCUUCGCCACGGAAACAUUCUCUAUCGGUCUUAACAUGCCCGCCAAGACUGUCGUGUUUACAAGUGUCCGCAAGUUUGACGGUAAAGACUUCCGAAAUCUUUCUGGCGGUGAAUACAUCCAGAUGUCUGGUCGUGCCGGUCGACGAGGUCUUGAUGCCCGAGGUAUCGUCAUCAUGAUGUGCGACGAGAAGAUCGAGCCAGAGGCUGCCAAGGGCAUGGUCAAGGGUCAAGCGGAUAGGCUUGACUCGGCGUUCCAUUUGGGAUACAACAUGAUCAUCAACUUGAUGAGGGUCGAGGGUGUUAGCCCAGAGUUCAUGUUGGAGAGGUGUUUCUUCCAAUUCCAAAACUCAAUGAGCGUGCCAGUGUUGGAGAAGCAAUUGAAAGAGGCUGAAGUCGAACGUGACGCCAUCGCCGUUGAACGCGAAGACGAAAUCGAGGAAUACUAUGAACUCCGCCAGCAGCUCAAGGAACGAGGUCAAGACUUCCAAGCCGUCAUCACCCACCCGGCCUACUGCCUUCGCUUCCUCCAGCCAGGGCGUCUCGUUGAAGUGCGCGAAGGCGAGAAGGACUUUGGCUGGGGCGUCGUGAUCGCUUUCAACAAGGUAGUCAACCCCAGGGGUCGACCACCCAUUUGGACGGAUCAGGACCCCCCACAGAAGCAGUAUGUGGUCGACAUUCUGACGAGGAUUGCUUCUGGCUCGUCUGUCCCCAAGGACCGGUCUGCGUCAGAGCUGUCGCCCCCUGAUGAGGGAGACAAGGGCGAUGUGGCCAUCAUCGCCUGCUCGUUGUCGACCCUUCAAGCGAUAAGUCAGUACAGGAUCAAUCUUCCCAAAGACUUGCGCUCUCAGCAAGACAAGAACGCCGCGUUCCGAGCUGUCGGCGAAAUCAAGAAGCGAAUGCCCGAUGGACCUCCUCUGUUGGAUCCCAUCAAGAGCAUGGGUAUUGAAGACAAGUCUUUCAAAGACUUGGUCAAGAAGAUCUCCAUCCUGGAGAACAAGCUUCAAUCACUUCCCGUCACGACCUCCUCUGAACUUCCCCGUCUCUACGACCUCUACGACAGAAAACAACAAUCCAUCAACACUGUCAAAUCGCUCAAGCGCCGUAUCAACUCGGUGCAUGACAUCCUCCAGCUCGAAGAGCUCAAGUCGCGCAAGCGUGUACUGAGACGACUGGGCUUCACUACGGCGGAUGAUGUGGUUGAGAUGAAGGGCCGUGUGGCGUGUGAGAUCUCCACGGGAGAUGAGUUGAUGUUGACCGAGAUGAUGUUUGGCGGCACCUUUGGCACGUUGACUCCAGAACAAUGUGCGGCGUUGUUGAGUUGCUUCGUUUUCCAAGAAAAGUCGGAAGCGAAGGUGCGAUUAAAGGAAGAGCUUGCCACGCCCCUCAGAACUCUCCAGGAGACGGCCAAGAGAAUAGCCAAGGUAUCGACCGAGUCUGGUAUUGCGCUGGUGGAAGACGAGUAUGUGCAAAGCUUCAAGGUGGAGAUGAUGGAUGUAGUCCUGCAAUGGUGUAAGGGAGCCAAGUUUUCCGAGAUCUGUGCUAUGACCGAUAUCUUUGAAGGCUCUAUCAUCAGAUGUUUCAGGCGUCUACAGGAGCUCAUCCGUCAGAUGGGCGCGGCCGCCCACGCCAUUGGUAACACCGAGCUGGAGAAGAAGUUUGGGGAGAGUAUGGAUCUUUUGGAGAGACCCAACACUGUGGUGUUCAACCCUUCAUUGUACUUGUAGAACAUUUUAUCUCGAGGUUAUGGUUUUGCGUUAUGCAUCAAUAUGAGUCUCAAG